GUGCGUGUGUGUGUGUGUGCGCGCGCGCGCCUGCUCUGUCUUCUCGAUCCCCAGUGAGUCGUGGAGGAUGGCUGCUUAUACUGAGCCAGGAUCCUCUGGAGGUUUCUUCUGGUUAAAAGGGAGUUUUCCUCUCCACUGUCGCUUUAUGCUUGCUUAGUAUGAGGAUUUGCUGGGUUCCUAAUAUAGGAAACAUUAUUUCUGAUUGGCUUAAUGAACUGACCUGAAUUGGAAUGUUUAUUAUGUGAAGUGCCUUGAGACGACUCUUGUCGUGAUUUGGCGCUAUAUAAAUAAAAUUGAAUUGAAUUGAAUUGAACUGACGAGAUCCAUUUUAGUGAAUUUCAGUUUCCAGUUUCCAGAAAAACUGCAGAAGCAGCCGUGCACCCAGCACACACAGACAGACAAAGGCCUUGAGGAUAACAUAUGGAGGAGAGGAGAAGAAAAGCGUCUGCACCCUCCAAGAGCCGGAAGAAGGUGCCUUGCUUACGAGGACGCUGUCCUUCCUUGGCCAAAGAAAACGGUUAAGUGGAACAGACUUGCAUCACGUGACCGCGUCUUCCACGGCAGUCACGUAACGUCACGCGACACGGGAGAUAACGUCACAUUUUACACGUAUUAGUUUCAAUUUAAAUAUAUAACGAGCCUUUUACUUUUCAAAUUGUGUAUAUGCUUGUUAAAUUAAAUAUGUAAACAAGUUACUACCUGCUAGCCACUGAAGCUGCAAGUAUUAAGCAACUAACCAACCAUAGAUAAAUUCUUUGGAUCUAAAAAAAACAUUUUUAAUUAGUUGACUUAGUUUUAAUCUUGAAAUUUUCCCCCGAAGUAGCUGCCGACUUCUGAUCCGUCAUCCUUUUGAAAAUACCGGGGUGUAUUCUGGGAAAUUUUUGACCAAGGCUAGGCUACAAGACACCUCCCGUGUAUCCUUGCUCAGCUAGCUAAACGGCUAACAAAUGGAGAACACACGCCUCGGUAGAACAUGAACAUUGUAUCACGUCUUGGCGGUUCUUGAUGACGUAUCUCCUAGGCAACCGGGGCGGGGCCAAGACAUCAAGGGUAGGUUCCUUGGCAUUAAGAAACACCCUUAGACUCGCUCCCAUGUAUUUUAGACCUGAUUUUAUGGUUAGAUGUUACAAAGUCGCCAUUAUUUUUCAACUGGGCAUCAUUUCAUUCUUUUUCAACAUUUUGAUGGAUGUUUCCAGAAAUUAAUGGUAAAAACUACACAUUGCCUCUUUAAAGUCACUCAAAUCCCCUUUUAGACUCUCCGUUUAAACAAGCAUACUUCAUUCCGUCUAAGCCUAAGAGAGCUACAGACCACAUCAGCGCAUCAGGAGGGUUCAGCUUUAGGGUAAAGUGGAUUUUUCUGAUAAAGGAUGUGUUGGAUUCACAUCUUCUGUUCCUAGCUUGGAUCAAAAUAGCAUCCCAUGGUGAUACUCCAUAAAACAUUUAUUCAGGAGACCUUUCCCACCAUGUUCAUGCAACCAACAUUCUCCCUAACAACAUGGCAUCCUCCUCCUUUUCACUUCAGCCCAUCAAAUCCAUCUCUUCCAUGCUGUUUUAAAUGCACCCUGAAGCUGAGUGGUAUCAAAACCACUGGCGCUUAAGGAGGUUCCUUUUUGAGUUUCUGUUUUAUGACUCAGAUUUUUAAGCUCAUCCACUUGGACUGUUCUGUUGAUGCUGUUAAUAAUUUAUGUAAAUGCACACAGCUUUCAAAGCAAGGAGGAUAUGAAAUAGUUUGGAUGAGAAAAGGCUCAUCAACAUCCCAGUUAGAGACAACAAACAAACACACAUGCAUGGUCAGGAUACAACUUUGGUUACUGACAGCUCUGUUCUGGACAUUGUUGAUGAUGUUGAGGUGUGCAGUGUGUAUUUUCCCAGCUGAGAUGCAGCAGACCUCUGAAUAAGGUGUUGCCCCCGUUCUAAAUCCAUUACGGUAUUCCACCAGAGCUAAUGCAGUGGAGCCAGGAUCCUUGAUGGAUACAGUCAUAAAGAGGAGGAAGAGGAAAGGGGAGGCUCAGAUUACUACAAAUUCUGACUUCUCUCUAAAACUAAUGUGCAUUUUUAGGAUUUAUUCUGCUUUUGAAUUGGCAAACCAUAACUGAUUUCUUUUAAGUGCAGUUUUACAUGCAUCAUCAGCAUUUUGUGAUUUUUUUUUAAACCACAGGAUUUCUUGUCAUGAUGAAAAAGAGCUCUGAGCUGCAGAAGGAAGACAGAGAAGUCCUCCUGGAUCUGGACAACAGGGGUGAAGCCCAAACGACAGACAGCUACGGUAGUCUGCAGAAUGGGAGCUUCAUCCCUCCACGAUACUUUUCAGCUGCAGCUGCUGAUGAAGAUGGUGGUGCAAGCAGCAAACAGACAGUUCCACAGCUGGGGAACUACUUUAGAGAUGGAAGGGCAAAAAUAGAUUUUGUGCUGGUGUGGGAGGUCCGAUCGCGGAGGAAAAGGAGAGGGAAAGGGAAAAAUGAGGCAAAUUGUGGGGAGGGGGAAUCCGUUCCUCCGGAGGGGAGCAGCAGGUCAGAACGGAGGAAGGCACAGCUGGCACAGUGGAGGGAGAAGUUUGUUCAGAAUCUGGAGGGUGCUGGAUUGCUCGUGGAAAAGGAGGAAACAGCAAAUGAUAAGAAAACAAUUCAUUUUCUCAAAAUAAGUGCCCCCUGGGAUGUGUUGGUGUAUUAUGCUGAGGAACUUUGUCUAAGAGCUCCCCUUCAGGCUCAGCCACAUCAGAACUUAAAUACAUCUGCUAUGGUACUAAAGCGACUUUGCAUACCCAACGCCAUGAUGGAAUCGGUGCCUAACAGGCCAUUGGACUAUUACACCUGUGCCUUUCGUAAGUCCAAGAUGAACAGAUUCCUUGGCUCUGGAGACCAUGAGGCGUACUUCACUAACACACAAAGACAUUGUAUCGUAAGUGUCACAAAUAAAACAGCACAAUCUAAACAGGAUCCUUUCAUUCCUUGCUUCCGUUGCAUUUUCUUUCAGGUUUAUGAAAUCCUGGCUCGAACAGUGUACGGCAAAAGGAAGAGAGCUGAGGUCGGUGUGGACAGGCUGGUAAACGAAGGGGCCUACACAGCAGCUUACCCACUGCAUGAGGGACCAUUUCAGCUUCCGAAUUAUGAGAGUCGCCCAGACGAGCUGAACCAGAGGCAAGUGCUGUACUACUACUGGGCCCGCUGGUGCAAAUGGUACAAAUAUCAACCACUGGACCACAUCAGAGAGUACUUUGGGGAGAAGAUUGCACUCUACUUUGCAUGGCUGGGUUUCUACACAGCCUGGCUGCUGCCAGCAGCUUUGGUUGGAACCCUGAUUUUUGUGUCUGGAGUCAUGACCAUGAGCACCAACACACCAGCAGAGGAAAUUUGUGGCAGUGGUGCUAAGUACCUGAUGUGUCCACUCUGUAAAACAUGUAAGGCCUGGAACAUGUCUGAGAUCUGCACCAUGGCUAAGAUGGGAUACCUGUUUGACCACCCAGGUACCGUGUUCUUCAGUGUUUUCAUGUCCUUCUGGGCCGUGGCCUUUCUGGAGUACUGGAAGAGAAAGAUGGCUACUCUGGCUCAUCACUGGGACUGCAUGGACUUCCACGAAGAAGAAGAGCGUCCUCGACCAGAGUUUGCUGCUAUGGCUCCAACCAUGGAGCAAAAUCCAGUUACCGGGAUCAAAGAGCCCUACUUUCCAGAAAAGACGAGGCUGUCACGCAUGUUCACCAGCUCCAUGGUCAUCAUUUUAAUGCUGUGUGUGGUGAUAAUCUUCCUGGUGACUGUGGUCGUGAGCCGUGGCAUCAUCAGCGUGAUGAUGUACCACACUGGGAGCCCAGUGCUGCGUACAGAGGCAGGGACCAUAGCCAACAUCUCCAGCAGUGUUGUAAAUCUGGGCCUCAUCCUGUUGAUGGGACAGGUCUACACUGCGUUAGCAGAACAGCUCACUAAAUGGGAGAUGCACAGAACACAAACCCAGUACGACAAUGCUUUCACCUUCAAAGUGUUCAUCUUCCAGUUUGUCAACUUUUACUCGUCUCCGUUUUACGUGGCUUUCUUUAAAGGAAGGUUUGUUGGUUACCCUUCAAAAUAUGGAACCUUGUUUGGGAUGAGAAAUGAAGAUUGUGGUCCUGGAGGGUGCCUCAUUGAAUUGGCUGAACAGCUGUUCAUCAUAAUGGUUGGGAAGCAGCUCAUCAACAACAUCCAGGAAUUCAUUUUACCUAAAGUAAAGGCCUGGCACCAGAAGAGAGCUUUCUCCAGUGUGCUGGGAGGCAAAGUAUCCCAAGAGCCCCGGCUCUGGGAGGAAGACUAUAAAUUGGUACAAUGUGAGGGGCUGUUUGAAGAAUAUCUGGAAAUGGUGCUCCAAUUUGGGUUCAUUACAAUAUUUGUGGCGGCCUUUCCCCUCGCACCCCUCUUUGCUUUGCUGAAUAACUGGGUAGAAAUCCGCCUGGAUGCACACAAGUUUGUGUGUGAGUACCGUCGACCCGUGGCUGAGCGCGCACAAAACAUCGGAGUCUGGUUCAAUAUACUGGAAGCCUUGUCGCACCUGUCUGUCAUCGCCAAUGCUUUCCUCAUAGCCUUCACCUCAGAUUUCUUGCCUCGCUUACUCUACCAGUACAAGUUUCAUAACGACCUCCAUGGAUAUGUCAACUACACCUUGGCUUAUGCCCCACUAAAUUAUACAGAUUACCCCAUGUGCAGGUACAAAGCAUUCAGAGACAACAAUGGAAACUACACACUGUUUUACUGGGAACUUCUUGCUGUCCGACUCGGGUUUAUCAUAGCAUUUGAGCAUGUUGUUUUCUUUGUACUGCGAGCCAUUGACUGGAUCGUGCCUGAUGUUCCUGAGUCCCUGGAGCUGAAGAUGAAGAGGGAGCACUACCUGGCAAAGCAGGCACUGGCUGAAAACCAGGAGGCCCUGUUGAAGCUGUCGGAGCGGACUUCUUACUGGACCUGGCCGGGGAACCCCUUGGGAUUCCCCCGGAGGAGCUGGCCCAAGUGGCUGGGGAGAGGGAAGUCUGGCCCUCCCGACGCUACUGCCCCCGCAACCCGACUCCGGAUAAGCGGAUGAAAAUGGAUGGAUGGACAAAUAACACAUUUACACCAAGCGACGCAUCCUGCCGAAUCAUGAAUUAAGAUUCCUGCACAGAAAAGGAAUGACAGGAGGAAGAUGCUCCAUUGCAUUUGGGAUGACUAAAUAUUCACCAUGUGAAACUAAAGAUAUUUUAAUUUUGCUAAUGCAAGUGCAGCACAAAUAUUUUAAAUAACACUUGUGUACUGGAAGUUAAUCUCACCUCUUACAUUGUCUGCACAUGCAGAUCGUAACUUGUUGUUUUUAAGGUGAUUUUUGCACAAGAAUAUGUAAUAAUUUUUGCAUAAAUCUAAGUUUAACUAGCUCACACCUCAGUUACUUGAAGCUGUACCGUGUCACUAGUGCCAGCCGACUGUUUUUGUGUUUGUUAACAUUUAUCACAAGCUACAGUUUUGGCAUAACCAACACCGUUUUGCCGUUGUGCAAUGUUUUCCUUUGAGGCGCUUCGAAGUGCUAAGAGUCCCUGAGGUGAAACUCUGAUUCCACUUUAGUUUGUAGCACCGACAUUCUGUCAAUCAUUUGUAGUCUUUAACCUCGACUAGAGAUAACCCCAAUUUUCUCACACUUGAAAAAACUCUUUCAAAGACAUAGAAGAUGAUAAACAACUGCUUUCACACGCUGAACUGGGCUAGAAAUCUAAUGAAAACUUCACAGUAUUUUCUUUAGUGACCACAGCCUUAAAGUCAGUGUUAUUAAUGAAUGAAUGCUGUAGGAUUGCAGGAACGUGACUGUUUCGUUGUUUUUCUUGUUAAAAUUUAAAGGCUAGCAUAAUGUUUUCGCGCGUGUGUAAUAAGCAUGUUGGGAGCUUUUCUGCUUGUAUGCCUUGCACGGUAUUUAUAUAAAGUAUUUUUAAGUAUUAUUGCACAAAACAAAAACGAUUGAAGAUUGUUUGGUGUACGUUUUGCUUUGUAGACAUUUCAGACCAAAAUAAAUCUAGCUUGAUGAAUGCAA
Molecule: messenger RNA, 6006 nt
Organism: Nothobranchius furzeri (turquoise killifish)
Lineage: Eukaryota; Metazoa; Chordata; Actinopteri; Cyprinodontiformes; Nothobranchiidae
Gene: ano11
Product: anoctamin 11
Biological process (GO): chloride transmembrane transport
Cellular component (GO): plasma membrane
Molecular function (GO): protein dimerization activity; chloride channel activity
Source: RefSeq, a predicted model, not a curated record